UGGGGGUAAAGUGAUAAUGAUAAUAUAGAAGGAAGUGAAACACGGGAUAAAACUAAAAGCUACGAGAUUUGUAAUGUUUAUAAGUUAGAAGAAAAUAAACAGUGGAAUAACCAUAUAUACCAAGCUGAUAUUUCAAGAAUUUUCAUAUUACACUUUCUGCCAUCACCACCACCACUUUCAUUUGUGUCAUUUUCUACAUAUCAUUUCAUUUGGUCUUCAGUUUUACUAAGGAACACAGGGAAGAAAAUAUUAUGACCAUUUUAUGAAAAUGGAAACGAAAACCACUACGAUGCCAACAUCUUCAAGCAAGUUACCUCUGCUCUUUGAAGAGUAAAAAUCACUUGAUAUAGAUGUAUAAAGUUCAAGUUCAAAUAAAAUGACCGCCAGAUCGACGAUACAGUGAAUAUUUAAAAUGUUAAAAUCCUUGUAAAAUCGGAAGAAUAAGUAUCUGUUGUCAGGACACAGUAGAAUUUUCUUUUAACCCACUCCUUAUUUGGAGCUCAUUUAGUAACCACUACUGCAGUUUUGCAGCCGAGACGCGGGGUGCCGCUGUUGGCUAGUACUGAGCGUAGUAUCAGCUUCUGCCGACGCAAAGGAAUCGCCCCCCACCGCGGAACCGCGGUAACUGGGCACUCUCUCUCCGGUUCUUUCUGCCGCCGAGAUAUCUGUCAGAGAAUCCGCCUGCCAAGACAAAUCAAGGAGUUGCUCCUGCUCAGAGAAUUCUUGGGAUUAUUUAGCGAUCGUAGCUCUUCGGAAUCAGAAAGACAAAGUCGCAGAAAGCGGAAUGGGAGACCGCUUGGGACAGAAGGGCCCGGCUGGGCGGAGACGAAUGCCCUUUCUCUUUUUGCUGUCUUUGUUCAGCCCGGUGCUCUCGGAGCAGAUCAGCUACACUAUUCCUGAGGAGCUGGCCAUGGGCUCACUGGUGGGGAACCUCGCCAAGGAUCUGGGGCUUGGCGUGCGAGAUUUGCCUACCCGAAACCUGCGGAUUAGUGCACAGAAGAAAUUCUUUACAGUGAGUACUGAGAACGGGGACUUACUUGUGAGCGACCGUAUAGACCGAGAGCAGGUUUGUGGCAAGAAGUCAACGUGUGUCCUAGAAUUGGAAAUGGUCGCUGAAAAGCCUUUGAACUUCUUUCAUAUAAGUGUGGUAAUUCAGGAUGUCAAUGACAACCCACCGACCUUUAGCCGAAAUAUCACUGAACUGGAAAUCAGUGAACUGGCCCUAACUGGAGCCACUUUUUCCCUGGAAUCCGCACAAGAUUCAGAUGUAGGUGUCAAUUCCCUGCAGCAGUACUACCUCAACCCAAACCCGCACUUCUCUUUGAUUCAGAAGGAGAACCCAGAUGGCAGUAGGUACCCAGAACUGGUAGUGAAGACUCCCCUGGACAGGGAAGAGCAGUCUUACCACCACCUGGUCCUCACCGCUGUGGAUGGGGGGGACCCAUCUAGAAGCUGCACUACCCAGAUAAGGGUGGUUGUGGCAGAUGCAAAUGAUAACCCACCAGUGUUCACCCAGGAUGUGUACAGGGCCAGUGUUCGAGAGAACCUGCCCGUGGGCUCCUCUGUACUAAGUGUGAUGGCCACUGACUUGGACGAGGGGGUCAAUGCUGAGAUCACAUAUGCUUUCAUCAACAUUGGCAAUGUAGUGAGACAGCUGUUCAAGCUGGACAGUAAAACAGGGGAACUCACCACUGGUGGAGAACUGGACUUUGAAGAGAGAGAGAGCUACACAAUUGGGGUGGAAGCAAAGGAUGGUGGACGACACACUGCGCACUGUAAAAUACAAAUAGAUAUAUUGGAUGAAAAUGACAAUGCCCCUGAGGUAACCCUGGAUUCUGAAUCUAAACAUAUUCAAGAAGAUGCUGAGCUGGGGACUGUUGUUGCCCUGAUCAAAACACAUGACUUAGAUUCUGGAUUUAAUGGGGAAGUUUUCUGCCAGCUAAAAGGAAAGUUCCCGUUUAAAAUAGUUCAAGAUACAAAAAAUACAUACAAGUUGAUCACAGAUGGAGCCCUAGAUCGAGAACAGACUCCAGAAUACAACAUCACCAUCACAGUCACAGAUAGGGGAAAGCCGCCUCUCUCCUCCAACAGAACUGUCACCUUGAACAUCAUCGAUGUCAACGACAACGCGCCAGUUUUCGAACAGGCUUUCUAUUUGAUCCACGUGGCUGAGAACAACCCUCCAGGCGCCUCUAUUGCCCAGGUCAGCGCCUCGGACCCG
Molecule: messenger RNA, 2221 nt
Organism: Callorhinus ursinus (northern fur seal)
Lineage: Eukaryota; Metazoa; Chordata; Mammalia; Carnivora; Otariidae
Product: protocadherin gamma-B3-like
Biological process (GO): homophilic cell-cell adhesion
Cellular component (GO): plasma membrane
Molecular function (GO): calcium ion binding
Source: RefSeq, a predicted model, not a curated record